AUGGAGCGCGGGCUGCACCUCGGCGCGGCCGCCGCGGGCGAAGAAGAUCUCUUCCUGCACAAGAGCCUGAGCGCCUCCACCGCCAAGCGCUUGGAAACGGCUUUCCGCUCCACGCCGCCGGGCAUGGACCUGUCCCUGGCGCCGCCGCCUCGGGAGCGCCCGGCGUCCUCCUCCUCGUCGCCCCUGGGCUGCUUCGAACCAGCUGACCCCGAAGGAGCAGGGCUGUUGCUGCCGCCGCCGGGGGGCGGCGGCGGCGGCGGCGCGGGAGGUGGCGGCGGCGGUGGGGUGGGCGUCCCGGGGCUGCUCGUGGGCUCUGCUGGCGUUGGGGGCGACCCUAGCCUGAGCAGCCUGCCGGCCGGGGCCGCCCUAUGCCUCAAAUACAGCGAGAGCGCAAGCCGGGGCUCGGUGGCGGAGAGCAGCGGCGGCGAGCAGAGCCCCGACGACGACAGCGACGGGCGCUGCGAGCUGGUGCUGCGGGGCGGAGGCGCGGACCCGCGGGCCUCCCCAGGCGCUGGGGGCGGCGGCGCUAAGGCGGCGGAGGGCUGCUCCAACGCCCACCUCCACGGAGGCGCCAGCGCCCCACCGGGGGGCCCGGGCGGCAGCGGGGGCAGCGGCGGCGGCGGCGGCGGCGGCGGCAGCGGCAGCAGCAAAAAAUCCAAAGAGCAAAAGGCGCUGCGGCUCAACAUCAACGCCCGCGAGCGCCGGCGGAUGCAUGACCUGAACGACGCGCUGGACGAGCUGCGCGCGGUGAUCCCCUACGCGCACAGCCCCUCAGUGCGGAAGCUCUCCAAGAUCGCCACGCUGCUGCUUGCCAAGAACUAUAUCCUCAUGCAGGCUCAGGCCCUGGAGGAAAUGCGGCGCCUUGUCGCCUACCUCAACCAGGGCCAGGCCAUCUCGGCCGCUUCUCUACCCAGCUCGGCGGCGGCAGCAGCGGCGGCCGCUGCCCUGCACCCGGCGCUCGGCGCCUACGAGCAGGCGGCCGGUUACCCGUUCAGCGCUGGGCUGCCCCCGGCCGCCUCCUGCCCGGAGAAGUGCGCCCUGUUCAACAGCGUCUCCUCCAGCCUCUGCAAACAGUGCACGGAGAAGCCUUAA
Loxodonta africana (African savanna elephant) is the source of this 1092-nucleotide messenger RNA. It is a transcript of the gene BHLHE22, whose product is annotated as basic helix-loop-helix family member e22. Gene Ontology annotation, biological process: positive regulation of transcription by RNA polymerase II; axon development; sensory organ development. The coding region runs from base 1 to 1092 and encodes 363 amino acids. Gene Ontology annotation, molecular function: DNA-binding transcription factor activity, RNA polymerase II-specific; protein dimerization activity; E-box binding. The record is from RefSeq and is a predicted model, not a curated record. Gene Ontology annotation, cellular component: nucleus. NCBI's taxonomy places the organism in Eukaryota, Metazoa, Chordata, Mammalia, Proboscidea, Elephantidae. The transcript has a single exon.